AUGGAGCAGAACAGUGAACAUCCAAUGGUUUUCUCUGUCAAAGUCUACUGUUUACAAGAGGAGAUGCCGGGCCAAAGUGAAGUGAAUGCAGAUCUACAGUUCAAAAUAAACAAACUCAACGGCCAAGAUCUGUCCCUGUGUUUGACAUCUGCAGCAGAGAACGGACUCCUCUCGGUAGAAGACGGAAACAAAAUUCCACUUUUCCAGUUCCCCGUUUCCAAGCAGUUGGACUGUUGUCAGGCCGGGAGUCAGUCGUUCGUCAUCACGUUUGAGAAACACAGCUACAUUCUACAAUUCAAAACUAUAACAGACAUGAAGAUAUUUCAACAGCAUCUGAGGAGACAAGAAGAUAAAACUAUUGGUGAAGGAGAAAGGACAGGAAACAAGGAUGUAGGACCUAGGAGACACUUGAGACCUGAGGCUUCUCCUUUAAACUGUUAUGAGUUCCACAGUUGUCUUUCGCAGCAGCAGAGCGUUCUACAGGACUAUGGCCGAACAGCCACUUAUCACAAAGCCAUUCUGCUCAAUGAAAUGGAUUUCAAGGACAAGGUGGUGUUGGAUGUUGGUGGUUCGGGAAUGUUGUCUUUCUUUGCCCUUCAGGCCGGAGCAGCUAAAGUUUACAGUCUGCAGUCUGGACCUAUGGCUACAUAUACACAGUCCCUGGUCCAGUCGAAUGAUCAGUCUGGUCGGAUCCUUGUCCUAAACCGGGACUUGGACUCAGUGGUUUGUCCAGAGGAAGUGGACCUCCUCCUCACAGAGCUGACUGGGCACCUGCUGCUGUCUGACCCUCAAAUACACAAGGUCCUGAGUGUGAAGAAGUGGCUCAAAUCUGGAGGUUUGAUGUUUCCGUCCUGGGCCGAUGUCCACUUGGCUCCUUUUAGCGACGAACAGCUUUAUUUUGAAAACUACGCAAGAGCUGCUUUCUGGCAGCAGAGGAAUUUCUAUGGAAUAAACCUGAGUCCUCUUCACAACUCUGCAGUGGAUGAGUUUUUUCGACAGCCCAUAGUGGACACAUUUGAAGUCCAGAUCCUGAUGUCUCGCUCGGUCAAACAUCAGAUUAACUUUAAAGAGGCAACACCAGAAGAUCUACAAAGAUUGGAGAUUCCCUUCAUGUUCACUCUACAACAGUCUGGUUUGGUUCAUGGACUGGCCUUCUGGUUUGAUUUGGCAUUUCAAGGAUCCAAAGCAACUGUUUGGAUGUCUACCGCCCCGACAGAACCUCUAACCAGAUGGUACCAGGUUCGAUGCUUGUUUCAAACUCCACUCUUUGCCAAAAUGGGACAAACUUUGACUGGGACUGUUUUACUGGCGGCUAAUGACAGACAAAGUUAUGACAUCCACAUCACAGCUACCAUUGACCAAUCAGGAUUCACUUCUGGAAAUGUUUUGGAUCUUAAAAACCCAUUCUUUAGACAAAAUCAAUGUGUGUAUAUCUGUGUCUGGGUUUUAAGGAUGCCCUCCUGGUUCCACAGUUAA
This is a messenger RNA of Periophthalmus magnuspinnatus, 1476 nucleotides long. RefSeq names its product histone-arginine methyltransferase CARM1-like. Gene Ontology annotation, biological process: peptidyl-arginine methylation. The record is from RefSeq and is a predicted model, not a curated record. The transcript is spliced from 14 exons. Lineage: Eukaryota; Metazoa; Chordata; Actinopteri; Gobiiformes; Gobiidae. Gene Ontology annotation, molecular function: protein-arginine N-methyltransferase activity. Bases 1 to 1476 code for a protein of 491 amino acids.